Molecule: messenger RNA, 2909 nt
Organism: Lycium barbarum (goji berry)
Lineage: Eukaryota; Viridiplantae; Streptophyta; Magnoliopsida; Solanales; Solanaceae
Product: scarecrow-like protein 14
Exons: 3
Coding region: 161-2446 (761 amino acids)
Biological process (GO): regulation of DNA-templated transcription
Cellular component (GO): nucleus
Molecular function (GO): sequence-specific DNA binding; DNA-binding transcription factor activity
Source: RefSeq, a predicted model, not a curated record
ACGCACACGUGACUAAUCUUGCACAUACACGUAAACGACGUCCAUCUAUUUUGAAAUACAGAUACAUAUAGCAAUUUGCUAUGCCUUUUCUUGAGGAUUCAUCCACCAAGAUUUUAGCUUUCUGGUUGAAUUUGAUUUAUUAACAACAGAACUAGAUAAGAUGAAAAUUGAUGAAGGUUUCAUGGGGCUAUAUGACUAUGAGGCAGGAUCGACAAAUAAAUUAGAGGAUGAAGCUUGUUCAUUUUUCCCUGAUCCGAAUCUGAUUAAUAAUCUCAAGGUUAGUGAUAAUUUAGUCAACACGAAUCAUGUUGACAUGAGUCCAUUUCAAUCUGUUGUGGAACCAAAUACCGAAGCCUGUUCCUUUUUCCCUGAUGAUAAUCUCAGAGAUAGCGAUAAUCUAGUCAACAGGAAUGGUGAUAUUAGUCCAUUCCAAUCUGAUGUGGAACCAAAUACUUUAGUCCCAUCAACUGCAGAUGAUGCCUUUCACGAGGAUUAUGAUUUCAGUGAUGUGGUGCUUAAGUAUAUAAAUCAAAUGCUUAUGGAAGAGGACAUUGAAGAAAAGAAUUGCAUGUUUCAAGAGUCUGCAGCUCUUCAAGCUGCAGAAAGAUCGUUUUAUGAUGUUAUCGGACAGAAGUACCCUCCUUCCCAAAAUCACGAGAAACCAUUCAAUUUAGGUCAGAAUGGACAUUAUACUGAUCAUAGCAGUUUUUCCUAUAGUGCAAAUGAUGGUAGUGAUGACGUGUCACAUGUGCCUCAUGUUACUGAUGGUGUUGCUUUGCAUUCAACUUCUCGGUCAUCCUAUAGUUCGUCAGGUACUAUCACGGAUGUGCAUGUGGAUUCUCCUGCGAGCACAGAAAGGGUUCCCGACAUAUUUAGCGACAGAGAGUCUAUUAUGCAGUUUAAGAAAGGGGUGGAGGAGGCAAGUAAGUUCCUUCCUACGGGCAAUAGCUUGCUUGCUGAUGUGAGAUAUAAUGUAGCGGGAAAGGAGCAGUAUGAAGAGAGAAAAGAUGCAGUACUAAAGUAUGGGCAAAAACAAUCUCCCGAAAGGUCGAGAGGGAAGAAAAAUACCCUUCAUGAAGAUGUAGUAGAUUCAACAGAAGGGAAAAAUAACAAGCAAUCUGCAGUGUUUUCUGAAUCAAUUGUUCGAUCAGAAAUGUUUGAUAGCGUGCUGUUAUGCAGUGCAGGAAAACAUGAAUCUGCUCUUCGUGAGACCUUUCAGGCUAUAUCAAGGCAAAAUGCAUUAGAGAAUGGCCCUUCAAAGGGAUCUAAUGGCAAGAAGUUACAAGGAAAGAAAAAAAGGGGUAAAAGAGAUGUAGUAGACUUGAGAACUCUCCUUACAAAUUGUGCACAAGCUGUUGCUGCAGGUAAUCAAAGAACAGCAAAUGAGCUUCUGAAGCAGAUCAGGCAAAGUUCUUCUCCUUUGGGUGAUGGGAUGCAGAGGCUGGCCCAUUAUUUCGCUGAUGGGCUUGAAGCCCGGAUGGCUGGUUCCGGUACUCAUAUUUAUAAAGCCCUUAUUACACGGCCCGCAUCAGCAUCUGAUGUAUUGAAAGCUUACCACCUACUGCUUGCUGCCUGCCCGUUUCGGAAAAUGUCUAGCUUUUUCUCGAAUAAGACAAUUAUGAAUCUAGCUGAAAAGGCUUCGACUGUACAUAUUAUAGACAUUGGCAUUAUGUAUGGUUUUCAAUGGCCUGGCCUCAUACAACGUCUCUCUUCUAGAUCAGGUGGACCUCCAAAGCUUCGUAUAACCGGGAUUGAUUUUCCAAAUCCUGGUUUCCGACCAGCAGAGAGGGUUGAGGAAACGGGGAGACGGUUAGCUCAUUAUGCUGAGAGCUUCAAUGUUCCUUUCGAGUUCAAUGCUAUAGCGCAGAAGUGGGAAACGGUUAAACUCGAGGAUCUUAAGAUCAAUAAGGGCGAGGUUCUUGUUGUAAACUGUCUGUACCGUUUUAAAAAUCUACUUGAUGAGACCGUGGUGGUAAAUAGUCCAAGAGAUGUUGUUCUGAAUCUUAUCAGGAGGUUGAAUCCAGAUGUUUUCAUACUGGGGAUUGUAAGUGGUGGUUAUAAUGUCCCAUUCUUUAUCUCACGAUUCCGCGAGGCUAUUUUUUACUACUCGUCGUUGUUUGAUAUGCUUGAUGCUAUUAUUCCCCGGGAAGUACAUGAGAGAAUGCUGGUUGAAAAGAAUAUACUUGGUCCGGAGGCAAUGAAUGUCAUCGCGUGCGAAGGUGCUGAGAGAAUUGAGAGGCCAGAAACAUACAAGCAGUGGCAAGUCCGAAUUGUGAAGGCUGGUUUUCGACAGCUUCCUUUGGAUGAGGAGAUCAUGAGAAUGACAACAGAACGGUUCAAGGUGUUUGACAAGAACUUCGUGAUUGAUGUAGAUAGUGAAUGGCUACUGCAGGGAUGGAAGGGUCGUAUCGGAUAUGCACUUUCAACAUGGAAGGCAGCUUAUUAAAUUUGUUUACGUUCAGCAGCCAUGAUAUCUCUCUGCCCCUCGUAAACAAUGAGCUGAUGAAUGAAAGCUAUGAUGACUUAUUCCUCAGAUAUCAGAGCAGAAUUUCUUGUUUUGGCUUCUUAAUUGAUGGACAAGUGCACGAGAUGUUUUUACUAGAUGUCCUAUGUUUACUUUCUAUAAUGUAAUUUUUUGAUGACCAAGUACAUUGAACAAGAUUUUUGUGUUGUAAGUGUAUACAUGAUAAAAUAUAGCUUGACACAUGGCAUGGCGAGAAGGGAACACGUGGCAUUUGAAGGCGAAAUGUUGCUUAGUCGUUUAACUUGGUCGGAACGAGAGACCCCGGUUAACCUUGGAGCAAACUUGUCAAGUCAAUUGUUUCGAGUCAUUAAUUAAAGAUAAACGUUGUGUGACCGGUCAGGGUUCAAAGCAGACGUUACGAUGUUAUAUCUCGUAUUUUUGCACA